This is a messenger RNA of Arachis duranensis, 987 nucleotides long. Its product is annotated as protein MIZU-KUSSEI 1. The transcript has a single exon. The record is from RefSeq and is a predicted model, not a curated record. Lineage: Eukaryota; Viridiplantae; Streptophyta; Magnoliopsida; Fabales; Fabaceae. The coding region runs from base 20 to 574 and encodes 184 amino acids. Gene Ontology annotation, biological process: hydrotropism.
CUCCAGAGCCGCAGCCACCAUGGCACCACCUCGCCCCUCCAAAUCCAUGGUGAUAGGCACCAUCUUCGGCAACCGCGGCGGCCACGUCUGGUUCUGCGUCCAACACGACCGCCUCUCUACAAAACCCUCCCUCCUCCUCGAAUUCCCCAUCUCCACCAACGACCUCGUUCGCGAAAUGCGUAACGGCCUUCUCCGCAUCGCACUCGAAUGCAAUCCCCACCGUCCAGACCUCGCCAGGUGUCCCCUCCGCUCCGUUCCGGUCUGGACCGUGUUCUGCAAUGGCCGAAAAAGCGGGUUCGCGGCACGACGCCGCGCCGGGGAGCGCGUCCGGUGUGUUCUCAAGACCAUGCGGUGCGUAACUGUUGGGGCGGGCGUCAUACCAGCAGGAUUCGGGUCGGGUCAACAUUCGGGUAAAGUCUCGAGAUCCGAGGAGCUUAUGUAUAUGAGGGCGAACUUUGAGCACGUGGUUGGGAGCGCCGACUCCGAGUCGUUUCAUCUCAUUAACCCGGACGAGGGACCGGGUCAGGAACUCAGUGUGUUCUUGCUCCGAUCCGGACUCGGCGUGGAUCGUUGAGCUAACUCGGUACGGUAGUGCCAGUUCUUGGAUUCAGCAGAAAAAAAGAAAGAGAAUUUUUUUUCUCCGCUUUCUGGGGUGUAAUUUAUAUAAUUUGGAGUUCUUUUCCAGUACAGAGUUUCAGUAAGAAAAUUUUUCUUCUUUUUCUUUCGGGGUAUAGAAUUGAAAAGAAAACUAUUGGUUUUCUUGACUUUUUGAGUGUGUUGGUUAUUUUCCAUUUUGCUGGAUUUUUUUUAGAUGAGUUGGACUUGUACUCUGUAGUGUGAUUAGUGAGAUCUGGGUGUUGUAUAUUUUUCUUUUCUUUUUGUUGUUUUUUAUUUUUUUAUUUUUUGGGAUAGAGGGUUAGAGUAUGCUAGGUUAUAAUUGUGGUGUUGUUGCCCAUGUGAUUUGUUGAUGGGUUUUUCUAGGACAAA